Molecule: messenger RNA, 2806 nt
Organism: Vanessa atalanta (red admiral)
Lineage: Eukaryota; Metazoa; Arthropoda; Insecta; Lepidoptera; Nymphalidae
Product: short-chain specific acyl-CoA dehydrogenase, mitochondrial-like
Exons: 9
Coding region: 310-1542 (410 amino acids)
Biological process (GO): fatty acid beta-oxidation using acyl-CoA dehydrogenase; butyrate catabolic process
Cellular component (GO): mitochondrion
Molecular function (GO): flavin adenine dinucleotide binding
Source: RefSeq, a predicted model, not a curated record
UUACCGUCAAAUUGUUCUCAAAUAUAUAAUUUUAUUAGCUUAGAAUAGGAGAUAUUAUAACUAGUUAAUAAAAAUGUCUUAUUGUACUUUAAACGAUUUUUCUUAGAGUUCCUUUUAUUCUCUAAAGUAUUAAAAAUCAGGAGAAAUAUACACGUAUACCGAAUGGUAUUUUCCUUCUAAACUGACGAUCGCCCUAAAAUUAAGUCAACGUGUGACCUUGGUCAUUAUCAUUAUUUAUCAUAUGCCGCUUAUAUGUAAUUUCACGACAUUUGAGUAGUAUCAACUUUAUUUACAGCCAGAGUAUUCAAAAUGGUUGCAAGCGCGUUAUUAAACUCAACAAAAUCUAUUAAUCUUACACAAUGCAUGAAAGUAUUGGUUACACAAAACCGUAGCUUUACCAGCCAGUUGAAUGAACAGCAGCUUGCUGUACAGGAAUUGGCUAGAAAUUAUACUAAUCAAUAUCUUAAGCCUAGAGCAUCUCAACUGGACCUACAAGGAAGGUUUCCUUUUGAUGAGAUAAAACAUAUAACCAAACUCGGUUUAAUGGGGGCGUGCGUAGAUGAAAAGUAUGGCGGCCUCGGUCACGACUACCUGUCAUUAGCAAUCGCUGUCGAGGAACUAUCACGUGGUUGCGCUAGCACUGGCAUGAUAGUCUCAAUACAUAACUUCCUGUACGCCAACUUGGUUAACGAGCAAGGAACGCCGGAGCAGAAGGAAAGGUUCCUGAGCAAUUUCACUAAGGGAUCAAUUGGGUGCUUUGCACUGAGUGAGCCAGAUGCGGGCAGUGACGUAGCGAAUAUAAAGACGACAGCAAGACGAGAUGGUGACUACUGGAUCCUUAACGGCAAGAAGAGUUGGGUGACAUCCGCCGUUGAAGGCUCAGCGACUGCGGUCUUUGCCACCUUCGACCCUGAACUUAGACACAAGGGACUGGCUUGCUUUCUCGUUCCUCUCGAUGCAGAGGGUGUGUUUAGGGGGAAGAAGGAACCCCUCAUGGGCGUGAGCUCGGGUCACAGGGCGGCCACGGCGUGCGAUCUGACGCUGGACGAGGUGCGCUUGCCGGCCAGCUGCUUACUGGGCCAGGCCGGCGACGGCUUCCGGAUCGCCAUGCGGCAGCUGGACCAGGGCCGCAUAGGCAUAGCGGCGCACGCUGUCGGUAUCGCCCAGGCGUCCCUGGACACGGCGAUCGCCUACGCAAAGGAGCGGGUCGCCUUCGGCAAGAGUCUGACGGCGCUGCCGUCGGUGAAGGACCGGCUGUCGGACAUGUGCAUCCUAGUGGAGUCGGCGCGGCUGCUGACGUGGCGCGCGGCGACGCACGUGCACACCAAGCACAGCGCCAUGGCCAAGUACGCGGCGGGGCGCGCGGCGGCGGCGGCGGCCGACCACUGCGUGCAGGUGCUCGGCGGCCGCGGCCUGUCCACGCGCUACGACGCCGAGCGCCACUACAGAGAUGCGAGAGGCACCCAGAUAUACGGUGGCGUUACGGACGUGCAGAAGCGUCUCGUGGGACACUUCCUUCUCAAGGAGCACGAUGCCCUCUGAUGCGACGAGGAGUCUGUCAGCUAGACGCGCACAUCGCACUCGACCUUACGGAACAUGCUACGAUAGGUAUUGGAUCAUUUAAAAACAUUUAUAAUAAGUUAUUGUAUGAAAAUAAAACAAUACAAUGUAUUUUUAUCAAUUAUAUCGUAAAUAUAUGUACAGGUAAAAUAUCAUGGAACCAAUGAUUCGUUGAACAUAGACAGUUUAAUCUACAGUCAAACGUCAGUAUUUUGUCCUUGUCUUUUGUCCGAGUGUACCCGGAAGAGUAAUUGAGCCAACAUUAUUUUAAGCGCAAGUUAUUAAGUACUUGGAGCCAAUGAUUGGUGCCACAUUAACAGUUAAAUAAACUAGUCCACUUGCUAUCAGAUUGCACAUUUGCCUGUGUGUUUAUUUAUUAUAGAAAUAUUAAUAAUCUGUUAUUCUGUUUUAAAUGUACCAUAAACAAAGACUUAAAUAUAUUCAUGUGAGCCAUACAGUUGUAACGUGCGCUUGUCGUAAGACACGUUUGUUAGCUAUUGAAGUGAGUGACAAAAUAAACAACAGCGGUAUUUUAAAUACAUUUCUAUGUUACAGGAAUUCUAUGGCGUAUAAAGUAAUAGCAAUAAUUUAUUAAUUUUAUUGCAAUGUUAUUUAAAAAUACCAUUUUUAUUGUUUUUUUUUUAUUUGUGUUAUAUGUACUUUGUUUUAGUCACAAAAUAUAAAUAUGCCAAAUAUAACGACAUGUCAACACUGGAAUUGAAAGUAAAUUUAUAAUAAUAUAAGCACAUUUCAAAUGUAUGAAAACAAAGUAUAUUUAAUACUAGUUUCUGCCUGCGGCUUUUCCCACGUGUAAGAAUUUAAUGACAGAAAUGAUAUAUUUAGUUUAAACGAACGUCUAACUGCUUUUAACAAGUUUUAUAGUGGCCGUAUAUAAUCAACUAUAAUUCCUUAAGACUGUUGAUAUUGUCUUAAAUCGAUUGAUAUUUCACAUUUAAAAUUGAAUGUAUUACAACUUUGUGUGAGAAUAUCUUGAUAAGGCUGAGAGGCAUUUCUAGUAUAAGAUUUAAAUGGGCAUUCCAAAUAUUAUAUGAUUUGUUAAUUUGGCUGUAAAUCAGGUUGAAGGAUUUUUUUUUUUUUUUGGGUUUUGAAUUGUUUAUAUAUGUUGUUUUUUUUUAACUUAUUAUUAUUGCUAAAAUUGGAUGUUUCAUAUCAAAUAUGACAAUAAAAGUAUGGUUUAUAGUAAAGGAUGUUGUAUUAAUUUUAAAACUUUAAUCUUAAUAUUAUG